AACGAAAACCGAUUGAUGUUAAACAAUGAGUUGAGAAGAAAGUUUAGUGAAAAUAAUGACUACAUGGAGGCACCGUCAACAUCAACAGAAUGGGAUGCUAUGAACACUAACAGCUGUGCAACAAACAUAGAGACCAAAAAUGUCAUUCCUAUAUUGCCGAGCCCAAAACAGGAACAAUUUCUUGCUAAACCAAGCACAGUAGUAGGUUCGAAUGUAGUUAUCUCUCCUAAACGAUCUCCAAAUGUAACGAACCUUCAGCAAAGCUUUAAAGAUCUCGGAGAAACCAUUCACAGCACCAAACGUUUAUCGAACCAAAUGGCAGAAAAGCUUGAUUGUUUGAAUUUUCAACCCAAGCCGAGUAAUCGAUUGGAAAAUUCGAUACAAGAACUUCAUCGGAAUGAACUAUCCUACAUUGAAAGUUUGGCUCACGGCAUUGUUAGUUUUAUUCCAAAAAUGUACAACGCAAACAUUCCGGAAAGCCUUCGUGGUCAAAGAAAUAACAUUUUCGGGAACAUCGAAGAGAUUUACGAGCUUCACCAAGAUCAAUUUUGGCUCCAUUUACAGAGAUGCUACCACGACGGGAGUCAGGUCGUGGAUUGCAUUCUCCACUUCUUGGAGACCGAUAAAUUUGAAUGUUAUGUUCGGUACGCCUUGGGACGCCGCAAAGCGAAUGCAAUUGUGCUAUCCAACAAAACUUUCUUCGGAUCGGAACAGCUCGAUCUGGAUAGCUUCCUACUUCAACCAAUACAACGGCUUCCUCGAUACGAACUCUUUCUAAACAAGCUGAUGCACGAAACUCUACAAUUCGGGGACGAUCAUUACACGAUCGGUCAUACGAGCCAAAUUGACAAGGCUCUGGCGAAACUGAAGGAGCUGAUUCUGCUAGUUGAUGCUGCGAUCAGUCUCAGUGACAUAGUUCAAUGUUCAUCAGUGUUCGUCGAUAACGCGACAUCUUCUGCAGAUUUGAUGCUUGGUCCUGAAAACGAUUUGCCGGCAACUUUGUAUCUCGUUCCAAACAGCAUCAAAAUUCCGUCAAGAAACUACCCGAUUGAUUUACUUGCUCAAGGGAAAUUUUGUCAUACGUGCGAAAUAGACAUUUACGAUGUCAACCAUCUGCGCGUGUAUGGUUCUCGUUUCUAUUUUUUCGAACGAUUAAUCCUGUUUGCGGAAAUCAAAGCUCAGAAUUACUUGCUGUACCGGGGCCACUACUUCAGCGAUGAAAUUGAUUGUAUCGAAAGUGCCGACAAAAUGACAAUCAAAUGCACGGAUAGGACUGUUCUGAAUGUCAUUGUCAAAUUAAAAGACCAAAAGCCGUACCGUACAUUCAAAGAAAAGUUGAAACAGUUUUGCUCCAAAAGUACGAUCCCAAAGCAAUCAAUCCAGAAGAUUCCCGAAAAUGGAAACCCCAUGUUUUUCUCUGAGGACACUAAUAUUUCCACCACAAACAUGAGGUGCAGUACUCUACAACAUAGUUUAAAGGACUUACAGACCAGACAAACAAAUUUCGGAUUGGAGCUUAAAAAACAGUAUGACCAAUACAGGCAAACACUUUCUUUCGCGCAGCUCUCCUAUAUCGGACAGUUUGUUCAAUCCUUUGAAGACAUGCUUCUUUUGCACAAUCAUCAGAUGCCUUUAGAUUUCGGUAGAGUUUCUCCGGAUUUGGCUAGUAUAUGCGAUUUGUUUGAAAAGUAUGUAGAGGCAGAUUUUCCUCGAACGUACUUCAAAUAUCUGAAAGUUUACAAAAGUAUACCCGUUGAUUCAUCAUCAUUGAUUACCUCAAAGAAACCCUUUACGCUGCUUUGCAUCGUCCAGUUGCAAGUUUACGAAGCUUUUCUGAAAAAUGUAAUGAACAUUUGCAUGUCGAGUUCAAUUUACACGGGAUUGCAUCGACUUAUUUGUCUGAGGCAGAAUCUGGAAUAUUUCAAUGGUUGGGUGGGACAGAACUGUAAACUCUUCGAGCUGGACGAGGGAUUGAUACACUGUGGUCUCAUACUUUACGGCCAUAAAGCACAUCUCAAGAAGCCAGGAAAAACGCAUUGUAAGAUAUUCAUCUGCGAAUAUGCAGCAGUUUGCAUAAAAUUGAAUGAAAACUGGUCAAGCGGACCAACAUGGCUUUCUGUUUUGUUUGUCGAUCGUUAUAUCACGAAUACUAAAACCCCUAUUGUCAAAAGCUUGCGAGAUAGUAAAGCAAUCAAGUUGGAAAUGAAUGGCUUAUGCUAUAAGGUAAGAUUUAGAACAGGUGAAUUACGUGAUAUUUUCCAUAGUCAAUACAAGCAGCAACACGCUGCUUCAAAUUCAGGCGCAACCCAGCAAACUGUGCCUCCAUUCAAAAGUAUAGUUUUUAAUUACUAGGAACUUGUA
Molecule: messenger RNA, 2361 nt
Organism: Uranotaenia lowii
Lineage: Eukaryota; Metazoa; Arthropoda; Insecta; Diptera; Culicidae
Exons: 5
Coding region: 16-2352 (778 amino acids)
Biological process (GO): axon guidance
Cellular component (GO): cytoplasm
Molecular function (GO): guanyl-nucleotide exchange factor activity
Source: RefSeq, a predicted model, not a curated record